Molecule: messenger RNA, 906 nt
Organism: Meloidogyne enterolobii
Lineage: Eukaryota; Metazoa; Nematoda; Chromadorea; Rhabditida; Meloidogynidae
Source: the annotation of a GenBank genome assembly
AUGUUAGUGGUUUUUAAUUUCAUUGGCAUUUGCAGAGGGGUUAUUGGUUUUUCUAAGAAAAAUUUAAAAGAAAAUUCGCAAAAACAAUGCUCCAUUUUUUCAAAUACCUACCUUUUCUUAAAAAUAUUUUCAAAAAUUUUUCUUCUAGGAAAACAAAAGAAAACGCUUUCUGGCUUCAGUUCCUCUGCUAUUUUGCCCCACACAGGAUUUAUUUAUCACCAUCCAAUUGUCCAAUCACUUCAACCUGAUUUACGAAGAAAAGCUGCAAGAUUAAUAGCAGCUAAAUGUACAUUGGCAGCAAGAAUUGAUUCAAUUCAUUCUUCCAUGGAUGGAAGGAUUGGGGAACAAUUAAUGCAAGAAGUUAAAUUAAAAUUGGAAAAAAUGCAAGAGCCGCCUCCAGUUAAAAAUAGAAAGCCCUUACCAAAACCAUUGGAUAAAGCUAGCAAGAAAAGAGGAGGCAAACGUGUUCGAAAACAAAAAGAAUUAUUAAAAGCAACAGAAUUGAGAAAGAAGGCAAAUCGAAUGAAUUUUGGUGAAUUACAAGAAGAUGUUAUGCAAGACCAUAUUGGCUUUACUAUGGGACAAGCAAAGAGUUCAAGUUUACCCGUUGGAAGUAGAAUACGAGCUGCUGUUGUUGAUAACAAAACACGUGUAAAAAUGUCCCAAAAACUUCAAAAAACAAUAGAGAAGACUAGACAACAUGGAGGCGUUACUUCAAUCGCAGCUAAAGGGCAUGGAACAACACAAGGCUCGGUUGCUGGAACGGCCUCAGCAAUUUCUUUUACGCCUAUUCAUGGACUCGAAUUAGUGACGCCUAUUCAAAAAGAAGCUGGGAAAGCCUCAACAUAUUUUCAACCCUCAACCAACUUUAUUGCCCCAACUGGGCCAGCAGUAAAGAAAAAAUAA